AUGGGCGGGACCAAGAUUUUUCUGUCCCAUCCGGGUCUCGGAAAAAUUCUUUUGUCCCGUCCCGAUUCUGAAUAUAAUUUUGCUUGUAAAACUCGAAAAAAACAAUCUGUUCAUGCCAGAAACUAUUUUGCUGUUUUUACGAAAUUGUUAAAAAGAAUUAUUGAUUCCAGUGCCGGUCUCGAUCAAAAUCUUUUUAAGCGAGGUCAAAGUUUACCAUUCGAAAAGCAAGCAUCAUUAGAAGAUCGAUAUUAUAACAAUAAAAGUUUUAAGGAAGAUUAUUCUGUUAAUGAUCCUGAAGUUGAUAAUGCUGCACGCAAAAUACAAACACAAUUUCGAGGACACCAAACAAGAAAAGAAAUUGAAAAAAUGAAAAAAAGUGGUCAAAAUGAUUUUGAUCAACAAGAACUUGGCUAUCGAAUUGAUCAACAACGACAACAGCAGCAAGAUGAUGAUGAUGAUGAUGAUGAUGAGAGUGAACGAGAAUAUUAUCAGGAUAAUCAGCCAGAAGAACGAAGACGAAGUGCACAAGAUGAUAGAAAUAAACAACAAAGAGAUGCAACCCCAACAGCUCAGAGUGAUGGUGAAGAACAUCAGUAUGAUGAAGAUAAUGAAGAUUUUGGUGACCGACAACAACAGGAAGAAGAAGAAUAUCAACGAGAAGAUGAAAAUGAAAAUGAGCAAGUCGAUGAAGAAAGUCAAGAAAAUGAUGAAGUUCAUGGUGGAUAUUUAGCAUUAACAAAGUGA
Messenger RNA from Didymodactylos carnosus, 744 nucleotides. The record is from the annotation of a GenBank genome assembly. NCBI's taxonomy places the organism in Eukaryota, Metazoa, Rotifera, Eurotatoria, Philodinida, Philodinidae.